Bradysia coprophila is the source of this 2910-nucleotide messenger RNA. RefSeq lists its product as uncharacterized. Gene Ontology annotation, cellular component: plasma membrane; signaling receptor complex. Gene Ontology annotation, molecular function: protein binding. The record is from RefSeq and is a predicted model, not a curated record. Lineage: Eukaryota; Metazoa; Arthropoda; Insecta; Diptera; Sciaridae.
UUGUGCAUAUGAAUAGUUAGUUGUUGUCGUUUGUUUGAUGCGAUCGGUUGUGUUUAUAGAAACAGCAAAAUCAUUUUUUUUUUCUAUUUCGUCGGGAGUUAGGAUCAACAAGAUUUUUUAUUUAUUUCGGUUAGGAUGUUCGAUUCCGUUCUGAAUUGAUGAAUUGAUUAAAUUUUAUCGACGGUUUUGGUUGCUCCGCGUCGAUUGGGAUUUUUACAUUUUUUUGUGUGCUACAUUUGCAAACAAUGGUAAACAAACAGUACACGAUUCAGGGUUCGAAAAAGGUGAAAAAUAAUUCACCGCCACCCAAUCGCAGUGUAUCCGUCAUAUCAAAUGCACCGAAUCCAUCGAAUUCGUCCGGUAUAAGUGCAGAUUCGAAUGAAAACAAUUGCUCGCAAAGUGUCUACGAACAGAACAUUACUUAUGUGCAUAAUGAUGACUUUGGUGUUUGUGAUGAGAAUUGUGAACGGCUAAAUCAUAAGGAUCUGUCGAUAAAUGACAUAGGACGAUUUCAGUAUAUUUUACAAAUGGAUAGAGAAAUGGAAAACAAUGGCAAUUUCCUCUAUCACCUGCCGUCACCGUCAUCUCCAUCGAGUUCGAUAAACUCAACCAAUCAAGCCUUCUGGAAAGCAGGUUCCCAGUUACCAAUUACCUCCAGCCACACAAAUCGUCGACGGCACCAUCGACUUCUCAAGUAUUUGCGACUGUUCUGGCUGUACGCUCGAUGGCCGAUCGCUCUGCUGUUUGCGUGCGCAUUUGUGGCGAUGGUUGUGUACUUCUUAGUUGUAGAGAAAGAAAUUUCCGAUAAUUUAACGAAAAAUCAGCUAAUUUUAAGUUCAAUCACACAUCACGACAGCGACGACCACAUUCACACCAUCAAUUUCAAUCAGCUGGACACAACGGACCCGAUCGAUCACAGCGAAAAUAUUGCGAAUUCGGACGAACGGUCUACGGUCAGUAUAGCCGGGAUUCUCGCAACGGUUGCUAAAACUGGCGAAAUGAGCGACAUUGAAUUCGAACCGAGUGGUGAAGUUGUCGAGAGCAGCACCAGUGUGGUGAAGCCCACCAAAAGCGAUGUAUACGUCCCGGGCCACAGAAAUACGCAAAUUCUGGAAAUCUCCACACCGAAGUUGACCAAGGAAUUCGAAAGGCCGGAAAUAACAGACCCGGACGAAGAUUUCACCGAAACGAAAAUUUUGCUCCCCACCAAAGAGACGCUGGAGUUUUUCGGCUUCACUUCUGGCCAUCAAAAUAAUUUUGGCGUCCCGAUCGAAGAAGACGAACGUGUGCUGCGGAUGCUGAAUGAACAGUUGAUCCGACGGGAGAAAAAUCGAAACGGAACCGAUUCGUACAUGACCACCACGGAUGGGUAUGCGUACAGGACACGAGUAUCGCCAACGCUGCCAGUGAUUAAUUCAAUGGACCCGACAACUGAACGAUUGGCUGCCAAUUCAACGGAUGACGGUAUAUGCCAAUCAACAUCGUUCUCGAUGUGCCGCAGUGUUCUACACUAUGAUCUGACUACGAUAACGCAUCACAGGAAUCUCACACCAAUCGAUCGGCAACAUUUCGAGUAUCUGAUUGAGUCGAAAUGUUCGCCCAGGGCACACGAAUUCAUCUGUUCGAUUCUGGAGCCAGAAUGUCGUCCCGAGAGAAUGGGAAUUCUACCGCCGUGCAGGAGAAUUUGUAAAGCUAUUCUGGAACCGUGUGCACAUAUCGUCGCUGCAUCAGAGUUUUUGACCAUGUCGUUCGAUUGCGGAAUCUACCCCGACUCAAACGAUCCCAGCGUUUGCAGAGAUGCCACAAAGGAAAUGGACUGUUUGGCCAACGAAUUCCAAUGCAUCGAUAAGACAUGCAUUCCGGCACAGUGGCGUUGCGACAACAUCAAGGAUUGCUCGUCGGCAGAGGACGAAGAGAACUGUAAAUUCUGCGAGGAUGACGAAUUUCGAUGCUACUCGAAUCAGAAAUGCAUUCCGGAUAAAUGGCGCUGCGACGAGUAUGACGACUGUCCCGAUGCUUCGGAUGAGGCUGAUUGUUUCGAUGACGAUCCAACGCUACCGCCACCGCUCGGCAACACUAGAGUUUACUCGUUCACUCAAGAACAGAGUCCUAAUCCUACCAGUCGUCCCUAUCUGACCAUCUCUGGCGAAAAUCGAUUCAGCCUCGCCGACGAUACGAACAGAGACUAUCCCACAACCAUCGAUGAUCACCAGUUAACGAACGAACAGCACAACGCUACGGAAACCGGUAGUCAAUUACCGGAUGAAAAUGACGACAUUCAGGGAGCCGCAUCGGGAAUCACGGUUCCGUUGUCGAAAAGUUUGGCCAACUUCCAGGACAGCAAGGAGAUCAUGAUGACCAGCGACUCCGAAUCGGACUACAAAUAUUCCAGCACCAAUAACGUUCCUACGAAUACGGCACAUGUGUCGCCAUGUCCACAGGGUGAACUGCGGUGCAUCAAUGGCAGAUGUAUAACGAUAAGUCAACUGUGUGAUAAGAUUACGGAUUGUCCCGAUGGAGCAGAUGAGGCGAUGUGCGUGUAUAAGACGUGAUUUAUUUACCAUGGACUAGAGACUACAGCACCAUCAUCAUCAUCGUCAUCAUCAUCAUCAACACAUCCAUUCCGUCCACAGGCAUUGUUCGCUUUUGUGAACAUUCUUCAUUUCUCGUCGAAAUUCGAGUUUAAAAUCGCAUUCCGUCUUUCAUCCGAACUCUUUUGUAUAAUUAAAUAUUUUUAGGCUAUUACCUACCUACUCGUAGCGUUAUAUUGUGUAUAUUUUGUUGCAUUAUUUUUUACUCUCAUUUUGAAUGUUUAAUUUUACUUCUAUUUACUGAACAAUUAUACUGGCCAUUUGAUAUAAAAAGAACAACAAAUUUUGUAAAUAAAUUCUUUGUUGUGUUUUCGGUAUG